Molecule: messenger RNA, 1178 nt
Organism: Monodelphis domestica (gray short-tailed opossum)
Lineage: Eukaryota; Metazoa; Chordata; Mammalia; Didelphimorphia; Didelphidae
Source: RefSeq, a predicted model, not a curated record
ACCCUUCACCCCAACGAGUUCCUUCAGCCACCUGGUCCUCUCCAGUGUUCCCCAAUGAAACCUCUACUUUCAUGACCUUUCUUGUUUCCUCAAAAGCACUCCAUUCCACAGGAACCAGUGGGCAUAACUCAGCUCAAACCACCACCAAAGGAAGAUCCACAGCCAUUGGUGCCAGCUUCACGAGAGCCACUCAAGGAGAUACCCAACAAGGACCAGAGACCACAGUCACCAGGAGCAGGGAAGGUUCCACAGGAUGGUCCUCACCUAAAAAUGACAUCACGGAAAAUACAAAUGAAGAUGCCAUUAUAUUUACAAGAGCAACAGGCAAAAUAAUCACUGAAAUGACAACGAUAGAGAGAUUAUCACCACAAAUCACAACCUCAAAUAAAGAAAAUCAAGGUGCGACCACCCGCCAAAGAGAAGACAGCCUCCUCAACUGGAGCACUCAAGGGCCCAGUGGAACCUCCUCGGCUGCCAAUGGCAUUUCCGGAAAUCCCAACCAAGGACAAGUCACAUCCACAGGAGCCAGUGGGACAGGCAGAGCUGAAACCAGCACAAAGGGGAGAUCGCCAGCUGUGAGCAGUAGCUCCAGUGGAGCCAGCCAAGGUGCUACUCCCCAAGCAACAGGCAGCACCAUCAGCCGAAGCAGCGAAGCGGAGCAGCAACUCAGUGUCCCUCUGGGAGUCCCCGGUGCUCAUUCCAACAACCAAAGCUCUACCUUUACACUUUCCCCUUUUCUCAAAAGAGAGACUUCAUGGUGGCCACACAGGCUUAACCAGACACUCCCCUGGGGCCGUGGCAUCCCAAUGCACAACUGCUUUGGCAUAUCAUUGACCCUGAGCGAGAUGGCCCACAACAUUACCUGGUGUUACCAGUUCCCUGUGAUGCCACGAUUUCAGGCCCUCCAUGUCCCCAUCUGCUGUCAAGGACAAGAAUGGGAAUCCAAGGCCAGGGAAGCACAUGUGCACUGGACAGGCCGGCCCUCUCCUCAUUGGAGAUACCUCCCAGUCAACUCACUCAGGCUGCUGCCAGGGUCCUCUGGACUGCACCCCACACAACCAACUAUUCUUCCCCUUACACACCUAAGGGCAGUCAUUCUGGGGAGCCAAACUGGGCACACACCCUUCACCCCAACGAGCUCCUUCAGCCACUUGGCCCUCUCCAGUGUUUGCCAAUGA